This is a messenger RNA of Laccaria bicolor S238N-H82, 207 nucleotides long. RefSeq lists its product as uncharacterized. The record is from RefSeq and is a predicted model, not a curated record. The coding region runs from base 1 to 207 and encodes 68 amino acids. The transcript has a single exon. Lineage: Eukaryota; Fungi; Basidiomycota; Agaricomycetes; Agaricales; Hydnangiaceae.
AUGGCCACUACAAUGUGCAGUAUCACCUCACCCGAAAGCUACGAAACCCCAGAGCACUGCUGCCGUCUUUCACCCUCAAUACUCUGCUCCAUACACCUGGCAUUUCCAAUCCCUUCCAGCUCCACCGUCCGACGUUACCUCCCGUCGUCUCAACUCCUGAUCGCCUUGGAUGCUGUGGCAAUGUUGCAGUGUUGGACAAUUGCCUAG